GUAUCUGGACUUCAUCCACGUCAUGACCUAUGACCUCCAUGGCUCGUGGGAGGUCUACACUGGAGAGAACAGCCCCCUGUACAAAAACCCCAGUGACACCGGUGGCAAUCCCUACCUCAAUGUGGAUUAUGCUAUGAACUAUUGGAAAAACAAUGGCACCCAAACUGAGAAGCUCAUCGUUGGAUUCCCAACUUACGGACACACCUUCACCUUGAGCAAUCCUUCUCAACACGGCAUUGGUGCUCCUGCCUCUGGCCCUGGUGCUGCUGGGACCUACACCAGGGAGGCUGGCUUCUUGGCUUACUAUGAGAUCUGCCUCUUCCUGAAGGAUGGUGCUAUUGAGGUGUGGGAUGAUUAUGGGAAAGUUCCCUAUGCUUACAAAGGCAAUGUGUGGGUUGGUUAUGACAACCCCAAGAGCUUCCAAAUUAAGGCUGACUGGCUGAAGAAAAAUAACUUUGGAGGCGCCAUGGUCUGGGCCAUUGAUCUGGAUGACUUCACUGGGACUUUCUGUAACCAGGGAAAAUACCCCCUGAUCAGCACCUUGAAGAAAGCCCUGGGUCUGGACAGCGCAAAUGAAAAAGAAAUUGAGGCCCAAGGAGAAAGAACACUGGCUCUGCAGUCAACAGUCCU
Molecule: messenger RNA, 630 nt
Organism: Vombatus ursinus (common wombat)
Lineage: Eukaryota; Metazoa; Chordata; Mammalia; Diprotodontia; Vombatidae
Product: acidic mammalian chitinase-like
Exons: 5
Biological process (GO): carbohydrate metabolic process; chitin catabolic process
Cellular component (GO): extracellular region
Molecular function (GO): chitinase activity; chitin binding
Source: RefSeq, a predicted model, not a curated record